This is a messenger RNA of Vanrija pseudolonga, 436 nucleotides long. RefSeq names its product NADH dehydrogenase [ubiquinone] 1 beta subcomplex subunit 9 (gene CIB22). The transcript has 6 exons. The record is from RefSeq and is a predicted model, not a curated record. Gene Ontology annotation, biological process: mitochondrial electron transport, NADH to ubiquinone. Bases 58 to 384 code for a protein of 108 amino acids. NCBI's taxonomy places the organism in Eukaryota, Fungi, Basidiomycota, Tremellomycetes, Trichosporonales, Trichosporonaceae.
CGACGUCGCCAUUGACAUCGAGCGUGCAGACACACCACCACCUCAACACCACUCACAAUGUCCGUCCCACCCGCCCAGGCAUUCACCGCGGCCCACCGCCUCUACGUCAAGUCGCUGUACCGUCGCUACCUCGUCAACUCCCUCAACUGGUACAUCAGGCGAGACCUCUGGCGCCAGAAGGCCAUCGAGAUCCGCGCCGAGUUUGAGCGCAACAGGAACAUCACCGACCCCCGUGCCCUCGCCAUUGUCCUCGAGCAGGCUGAGGCCAAGCUCGCCAAGGAGGCCCACCCGGACCCCUACAGGCCACCUCUCUUCCCCGACGGCACAAAGUGGGAGCGCAACAUUCCUCCCCGGAUGUUCAACGGCGAGGAGGCACACCACUAGAAAAGGAGCAUGUUCUGUAUCAUUCAAUGGGAAUGCAUGGCGUAGCAAUGGA